Alternaria rosae is the source of this 1344-nucleotide messenger RNA. RefSeq lists its product as uncharacterized. The transcript has a single exon. The record is from RefSeq and is a predicted model, not a curated record. The coding region runs from base 265 to 963 and encodes 232 amino acids. NCBI's taxonomy places the organism in Eukaryota, Fungi, Ascomycota, Dothideomycetes, Pleosporales, Pleosporaceae.
UGAGACCUGAGUUCUAGAAACUGUAACUACUCCGGUAUGCGCCUGCCGCGAUCCGUUCGAUAUCCGGGAAAGACAAUUUCAGUUAUUGCCACUGCAACAAAGGGUAAUCGUAGAAGUUUGGUAACGAGAGCAAGUAUACGACCACAUUCCACGACUUCCUGCAGCAACGCCUGUAAUCUCAAUGCCGAUACAUCCACAAUCCCGCUCUGAACAUACCGACACAUUGGACAACUAUAUUUCUCAAGUUUAGUCAACACCACAGCAAUGUCGCGAAACGAGAAACAAGCCUCUCCACCACCCUACUCAGAAUACAACAUCCCAACCUCCUCACGCGGUCAAACCAUCCUCAAUCAACUAAGCACAACCCGCACACACCACAUCCAAUCCGUAAUCGAGAGACAUGUCAUCCCCCUCAUCGAAGAACGCGUCACCUACGGCAUCGCCCAAACAACCAUAGCCAUGCUCCCCUCCGACAUCCCCCUACCCGCAGUCGAAGAGAAAUCAGAAUUCAGCUUCGACACAUCCGACACCAAACCAGUAGAAGUAGUUGGCUUCUCCUCCGAAGACGAACCAAAAGUCGUGCGAUUGGAGGGCCAGAUGAACCGCACAGAGUUCUGGAGACCACAAGUUGUGAUUGUAGAGUUGGAAAGGUUGUUAAGUGAGAAUUUGAAUGCGAACCCGGUUUUGAGGAGUCCGAGAGGGGAAGGAAGAGGUGUGGAGAACACCGUGCACAGGCAGGGGGUCAGAGGACUUUUGAGUAGAGUUAUGCCGUCGCUAGGGCCGGAGAUGCGCUCGCCGGGUGGGAAUCCAGAGGUUGGCGUGAAGCAGCAGUUGGAUCAAGGAGGGAUGGUCGUAGUGAAGGCUCGGUUAGAAGAGAUAUGCCUAAGGACGGUGAGCGAGUUUGGCUUGUACGAUACCAUGUCGAAGCAGUGUGUUAUUGUUCGCGUGGACGCGCGGUGUUGAUGUCGUAUGGUUACGUGCAGUCAAGACUACAUGGUUCAUUGAGAGGAGAUUUACUAUCCUGUUGGAAGUGAUAGUUAGAAGAGUAAUAGAUAUUGAACGGGUACAUAUUGUACCGCAAUGCAGUCGAGCUGCACUCUCUUAUGCCGGGAAUCGUACAUGUUUCUCGGCCAGACAACCAAGACUUGCAAAAGGAGUUAAGAUGCCACAGCAGAUAACAGGGAGCCGUAAGGUAGCUACAGAGGCAAAAAAACUAAUCCUCCUCCGGGAAGGCUCGAACUUCCAACCUCCUGAUAGCCACUGGUGUAACAGUCAGACGCGCUAGCCAAUUGCGCCACAGAGGAUUAUGUUGAGCGGAUAGCGCUGAACUGCGCUCCGGUUGUG